Messenger RNA from Nerophis lumbriciformis (worm pipefish), 4965 nucleotides. The record is from RefSeq and is a predicted model, not a curated record. Lineage: Eukaryota; Metazoa; Chordata; Actinopteri; Syngnathiformes; Syngnathidae.
AUGCAGCCCCACGGCUUGAAAAGCGAGGCUAAAGCUUUCAGAAGCUGCGCCGCCGUGCAACGUGAUCCCGAUGAAAUGCUCAAAAAGAGUAGAAAGGGACCCAAUAUUGACGAGCCGUGCAACGGUUUGGACUGCAGCAGAGGAUGCAGGUGCAACCCGGAAAAGGGAGCCAGGGGUCGUCCAGGGCCUCUCGGAGAUGUGGGCCCGAGUGGGCCGGAGGGGCCCCGCGGCAACCCGGGGCCUUCGGGGCCAAAAGGAGAGAAAGGUCACAUCGGUUUGAAAGGACCGUCCGGUCCCAAAGGAGACAAAGGACCGAUGGGAGUACCUGGAUUUCAAGGAAAUGACGGCGUCCCUGGUCACACUGGUCAGCAGGGUAGCAGAGGACCAGCAGGACUGGAUGGCUGUAAUGGGACAAGAGGGGAACCAGGAUAUCCAGGCUUUGGCACGGGAGCACCCGGGAAUCCCGGAUUUGCAGGACCUAUCGGGCCAAAGGGUCAAAAAGGCGAACCGCGAUACAUCACGGAUGGCGGCGUGGCUAAUUUACCUGGUCUCCCGGGGGAAGACGGGCGACCUGGCACCAGAGGUCCCGCCGGUCCAGUCGGGUUCCCCGGCCCACCUGGGCCCGAGGGAUAUCCCUAUCACAUCAUUGAUGAUGAUGCGUUAUUUGUCUUCAGGGCCCACCUGGUCCUCCCGGUCCACCGGGACCAAUGGGAGAACCAGGAUUCAAGGGGGUCCGUGGAUUCCCUGGAAACCGUGGUCCACCGAGCCCUUUUGGUUUCCGCGGAGAAUUGGGAGAGAAAGGAGUACCAGGAUUCCCAGGGGCAAGAGGUCUUCCUGGUUUCAACGGGCCUCCCGGUGUACCUGGACAACAGGGAUUCAGAGGGACUCCAGGAUUCCCUGGGCAACCAGGAUUCAGCGGAGCCAAGGGAGACCAGGGAGAACCUGGACUACCCGGACCUCCUGCCUAUGUCACCGGUCCAAGUGCUGCCGUUCAAGGACCACCAGGUGAUCCCGGUUUUAACGGGCUACCAGGCACACCCGGUGACCCUGGACCUCCAGGAUUUCCCGGCCCACCGGGACUACCGGGACGCGGCGGGUGGUCCCAGCCGCUCCGGUUUUCCUGGGGCUCCGGGCCCAAAGGGAGAGAAAGGCAGCCCUGGCAUACCCGGCUAUGGAAUCGAAGGACUCCCGGGCUCCCCCGGACUUCCCGGAAUCCAGGGACCUCCUGGACUCCCUGGAACUGAUGGUACCCCUGGCCGACCCAAUGAGCCCUGCGUCAUCUAUACCCCUGGGGAGAGGCCCAAUGUUCUGCCAGGGGUCCCGGGGCUGCCCGGUCCUCGAGGGCCGCCGGGAGAGUCCGGAUAUAAAGGCUUCCGAGGGGAUCCCGGCGACUGCAACUGUAUCGGAGGUGGUACCGCGGGGUCGCCCGGGUCUCCCGGGUCUCCGGGCGCCGACGGCAGCCCUGGCUUCUCCGGAUCCAAGGGCGAGCCGGGUGAUGCCGGCUCACCUGGAUUUGCUGGUGUUCAGGGACCUCCCGGCCGUGCCGGUGAAAGCGGUUUCUUUGGACGGAAGGGAGAAAAGGGGGCGUCUUACUACAUCGAUUUUGGUUUUGGAGGGAAGGGAGAGCUCGGAGCUACUGGACCUCGUGGGCCUACUGGAGAAACGGGAAACCCGGGCAGGGACGGGUCACCAGGCUUCCCUGGACCCCCUGGACCUCCAGGGGACGCUGGAUUCAGCACGCGUGGAGAAAAAGGUUUCCCAGGGUUCCCUGGGUUAAAGGGUCGGUCCGGAGCGCCCGGAGAGCCCGGCCCAGGAUUUGCGGGUACACCUGGUUUCCGGGGAGAACCCGGAGAACCUGGUUUACCGGGACUGCCUGGACAACCAGGUUUACCUGGACCCAGAGGUCCAAAAGGUCAGCCGGGCUUGCCCGGAGGCCCUGGACGUCCAGGAUUUGACGGUGCCAAAGGAGAAAGAGGAGAUCCCGGCUUUGGUGGACAGCCUGGACCGCAAGGUUUCCCCGGACCCAGAGGGGACUCCGGAGUUCCCGGCAUUCCAGGACAGAACUUUGACGGGGUCAGAGGGAAGGACGGUGUCCCGGGACGCCCCGGAGCCAAAGGCCAGCCCGGAGAAGUCCUGGGUGCCACAGCGGGACCUCCGGGACGGGACGGUUUCCCCGGAGCCCCUGGGGACAAGGGCCAACCGGGGACACCGGGAGGGCCCGGAUCACCCGGUUUCGAGGGACGCUCAGGUGUUCCUGGACUUAGGGGCGAACGUGGAGUCGACGGGUUUCCUGGACUUCCCGGUCCUCCCGGACUACCGGGAGAUCCGACCAUUACAGUCCCGGGUCCUCCGGGAAUUGACGGCAGCAAGGGUUUAAGCGGCUCGCCAGGCUGUCAAGGUUUUCCUGGGCGAAAGGGAGACAGAGGAGACCCAGGUUUCUCAGGGCCUGCAGGUAGAAAGGGCGCUCCAGGGUUACCCGGUACCCCAGGCUUACCAGGGCCAAGGGGCCCACCGGGACUUGCGGGACCAGGAACAAGGGAGGGAUUGCCAGGAAUCCCGGGAAGGAAGGGCGAGCGAGGUUUCGCAGGCGUUACAGGCUUCCCCGGUCAACGGGGCCGACCUGGAAAUCCAGGAUUUUCUGGGGCAAAAGGACUGCCUGGGGAUCCUGGACGAAAUGGGCUCUCCGGAGGGGCGCCCGGCUACACCGGACAGAAAGGUGAGCAAGGGUCACGUGGUCCACCCGGCCCUGCAGGGGUACUGCGGCCUGUAGCCAAAGGCGACCCUGGAACCCCUGGAGGCAUUGGCCUUCCUGGCUUCCCAGGACCAAGAGGUAUACAGUACAUUGCAGGUGACAAAGGUUUUCCAGGCUCGCCGGGGCGCCAGGGUCUGCCUGGAGUUCCGGGUUUUGCCGAACAGAGCAAAGGGCUGCCGGGAGUGCCGGGUUUCCCCGGGCAGCCAGGAUUUCCUGGUGGCCCCGGUCCGAAAGGUGAACCCGGAAUCCUGGGAUUCCCCGGAUCGACAGGACCGAGGGGAGAUGACGGCUUACCCGGUAUCCCCGGCAACCCCGGGCAGCCGGGUCGUCCUGGUGGCAAAGGUCUACCUGGAGAGUCCUAUGGCUUUCCUGGCGCUCCUGGAUUUAAAGGCCAGCCUGGAGAUUCAGGAUUUUCAGGUGGGCGUGGCAACAAUGGCGCUCCUGGUGAUGAUGGCUUUCCAGGAAGUCCUGGUUUCCCUGGAGUCAAGGGAGCACCCGGAGAACCUGGAGGGCCUGGGAUAACGGGUUCACCUGGUUACCCAGGACAAAAAGGUCAGUCUGGCUUUCCCGGAAGAAGUGGAGCAGACGGAACCCCAGGUUUGCCCGGAGGCCCCGGUGGUCCUGGAGCUAAAGGUCUUCCGGGAUCUCCCGGUUUGGACGGACUCAACGGUCUCCGUGGACCAAAAGGCCUGGCUGGGACGCCCGGGGCGAGUGCCGGAACACGACAGGGUAUCCCGGGUAUACCAGGGUUGAAAGGCGAGAGAGGAGUCUCCUACCCAGGAGUGCCAGGUUUCCCAGGACUGAAAGGAGAGAGAGGAGAGCCGGGCGGUCCCGGACUCACAGGAUUUCCAGGUCGACCCGGACUCCCUGGUGGGUCACUUGGCUCAAACAUCCCAGGCCCAGUGGGAGAUCCCGGCCUACCAGGACUGGAUGGAGAGUACGGUUUGACUGGCCCUCCGGGUCUUCCUGGACCACCCGGUCCAGGCACGGACCAGGGUGAUAGAGGGGAUCCUGGCAUCCCGGGCUUCCCCGGAACCCCCGGAAGGAAAGGAGAGCCGGGAAUACCUGGAGGACUCGGACUCUCUGGCAGUCCUGGCUUCAAAGGACAACAAGGGGAGAGUGGAUUCGGCGGUGCUCCUGGUCUUAAAGGUUUUACUGGUGAGCCUGGCUAUUACGGACGUAAAGGAGCCAAGGGCUUCCGAGGUCUUGCGGGUCCUAAGGGUCGCCCCGGUAUCACAAUCCCCAGGGCACCUCCAGAUUUUGGGCCAGCCAUGGGAGAUGUCGGUCCUCCAGGUCAACCUGGAAGCCCUGGUUUCCCUGGAGGGCCCGGUCAGCCUGGGGUGCCUGGACGCCCAGGUCCGAAGGGACGUCCUGGAUCUGUUGGUAAACUGGGCCGCACCGGUUCCGUUGGUCAGCCUGGAGCCAUUGGUGACCCCGGCCCUCCUGGAUUCCCUGGAUCCACCGGAGAACAAGGCCCUCCUGGCGCCUCCGGUCGGCCCGGCAACCCCGGCUCGGUGGGCCGCAGCAUCGGUAUCGGCUACACUCUGGUGAAGCACAGCCAGAAUGCGCAGAUUCCUAUGUGUCCUCAGGGCAUGGCCAAACUGUGGGACGGGUACAGCUUGCUUUACGUGGAGGGUCAAGAGAAGGCGCACAACCAGGACCUCGGCCAGCCGGGGUCUUGCCUCCCCAGGUUCAGCACCAUCCCAUUCCUUUACUGCUCCCCCAACGAGGUGUGCUACUACGCUAGCCGUAACGACAAAUCUUACUGGCUCUCCACUACCGCUCCCAUUCCCAUGAUGCCCGUGGCCCAAAGUCAGAUUCGGCCUUACAUCAGCAGAUGUGCAGUGUGCGAGGCGCCAUCACAGGCGGUGUCGGUCCACAGUCAAGACAUGACCAUCCCUAACUGCCCCCCUGGCUGGAGGAGUCUCUGGAUAGGCUACUCCUUCCUCAUGCACACAGCGGCAGGGGCUGAGGGUGGCGGCCAGUCCCUGGUGUCCCCUGGUUCUUGCCUGGAGGAUUUCCGGGCCACCCCGUUCAUCGAGUGCAACGGCGCCAAGGGGACGUGCCAUUACUUCGCCAACAAGUACAGCUUCUGGCUGACUACUGUCGAUCCCAACCUCGAGUUUGUCUACUCGCCGGUGGCGGAAACCCUGAAGGGAGGCCAAGAGCGCUCCAAAGUCAGUCGCUGCCAAGUGUGCAGCAAGCUCUUGUAG